Messenger RNA from Necator americanus (New World hookworm), 549 nucleotides. RefSeq lists its product as uncharacterized. Lineage: Eukaryota; Metazoa; Nematoda; Chromadorea; Rhabditida; Ancylostomatidae. The record is from RefSeq and is a predicted model, not a curated record. Bases 1 to 549 code for a protein of 182 amino acids. The transcript is spliced from 5 exons.
AUGGCAGUCAGUUCUCUUCUUGCACUGCUUUUCUUCGUUCAUGUGACUGGAGCGCAGUAUCUUGCAUGCCGUAAUGGAGGACAAGGACCAUGUCUACCUAACCGUAUCUGUGCUCCUGGGGCUCUCUGCAUACCAACGAUAGUAGGAGAUGUGUGCUGCGAAUUGGCUCAGAUCGUUCUUCCCGGCGUACCCACAACAACAACAGCAGCUCCAGUGCUACCUCCAGUGGUCACAGUACUUCCAGCAACUUGUGUGGAUAAGGUAAACCCAAGAACCGGAGUCUCGGAUUGUCCUCGGUUGGCCUAUCUUUGUAACAAUGCUGUUUACUACACGCUUAUGACAGAGCAAUGUCCAAGGACAUGCAAUAGAUGCACUGGUGUAGGUGUUGCACCGGCACCAGGCGUGGUAGUGGGAACAACCUGCCAAGAUUUGGUCGACUACCGAACCGGAGUCUCGAAUUGCGCUCAGAUGGCUGGUUACUGUCGGAAUCCAAUCUAUGCGACAUUAAUGAGGCAACAAUGUCCCAGAACGUGUGGAUACUGCGUUUGA